Messenger RNA from Pomacea canaliculata, 972 nucleotides. RefSeq names its product paramyosin-like. The transcript has a single exon. The coding region runs from base 16 to 942 and encodes 308 amino acids. Lineage: Eukaryota; Metazoa; Mollusca; Gastropoda; Architaenioglossa; Ampullariidae. The record is from RefSeq and is a predicted model, not a curated record.
GCUUUCAGCCUCACCAUGUCCUUGGGUGAUGAGGGUGGAGGGAAUGGUGGUGGUGGUGGUCAUGAUCAUCUGCAACAGCACCAGGAGGGGGAGGGAUUUCGGGGGUGCGCAGAAGGUGCUGAGGCAGCAGGAAAUGGAAUAUCAUGCACUGGAUGUCCAUUGUUUGAAGCUGCUCUUCAUGCUGGUCGUAGUCAUAGUUUAGAUGACAGGUGUAAGGAUAAGAAAAAACCUUCUGAUUUUUCUGAUUGUGAGCUCCUUGGUCGUUUAAUUACUGUGGAAACCCAGCGAAUAGGUUUGGAGCAGAAGCUGUCCACCCAACUUCAGCUUUUCUACAGAGAAAGAGAGGAGUUGCAGCAGAGGAGUGAUGUGCUCCAGGCAAAGUGUGACACACUAGAAGACUCCACUUCUGAGCUGCAAGAAAAGUGUGAAGUUUUGCGAAAAGAGUGUGCGGAGUUACAAAAAUGCAGGCUUUCUCUAGAAGAAUACUGCAGAUCUUUAGAGGAGGAAUGUCAGGAACUUAAAAUAUGCUGCAGAUUGCAAAGAGAAGAAUUGGAAUCAGCAAAUUACAGAAACUUAGCAUUAGAGGAUCAUUGUGACUCUUUGCCAUCAGCCUUGUUUGUGCAAAAAGGUGCUUGUAGUGAAAAAGAAGAGACAGCUAAAAGAUUGCACCUUGAAAAGAAAUGUGAGAUCUUGCAAGAAGGCCAUGGAAUACUUGGUGAGAAGUGUUCUUCUUUAAGAGAACACAUUUCAGAAAUGCAAGAGGAGAAAGAGGACAUCGUAAUAUCUGAGAAAAAUGAAAAGCUAAAACAAUUUUUGGAAAUGAAGAUUGCAGAACUAGAAGAAAAGUGCAGAAUCCUAGAGGCAAAUUUGAAAUGGUUAGAUGCAGAUAGGAGUUCUUCAGAGAGUGAGAUUCAACAUCAGCAGAUGGUGAAAAAGUACUAGACAGUUGUGGAAGUACAGAUGUUAUGCUGG